Molecule: messenger RNA, 8838 nt
Organism: Dromiciops gliroides (monito del monte)
Lineage: Eukaryota; Metazoa; Chordata; Mammalia; Microbiotheria; Microbiotheriidae
Exons: 12
Coding region: 8-8323 (2771 amino acids)
Molecular function (GO): protein binding
Source: RefSeq, a predicted model, not a curated record
AGCCAUCAUGAGCUCCAAUCCCCGUCAGGGGCCGAUGCUCCGCCACUCGGCGGGCAGAAAUGCCGAGCCUCCCGUGGUGGCGUCGACGUCUGGCUUGCACAGGCGUCCCGCCUUCCUGGAGGCACCCCCUGCGAGGCUGGCGCUGGCUCUCACCCCGGACAGCCUGGAGAUCCUCCAGCAGGCGAAUGUCCUGGCCGCCGGCGGCAGCCUCCUCGAAGCCUUCGAGCUGUACCAGUUCCUUUACCUGCAGCGGCAGCUGGGCAUCGAGCACCUCGACCAUCUGGUGCGCUGCCUGGCCGAGAGCAUCCGGCAACGAGAGGGGCUCUUCGGCCCCGGGGCGCCGAACGGCGGCGGCGCGAGCGAGCCCCCCUGGGAGGCGACCCCGAUGGAUGUGGCGGCGGCGGUCGCCAGGGAGCCCACAACGCCCUGGGAUGGGUUCCGAUGCCGGAAAUGCCAAGGUUUCCUGUCCGAUCCGGUGUCCCUACCCUGCGGACACACCUUCUGCAAAGUGUGCCUGGAGCAAGAGCGCCGCUGCACCCUGUGCAUCAUCCCCAGGCCCGCGGUCCCCAGCUGCAGCAGGGCCGUGGCGGGCCAGUCGGCGUCUCUGCCGCCGCCGCCCCUGCCGCGCCUGCGGGUCAAUGUGCUGCUCAGCAACUUGCUGGCCAAGUGGUUCCCGGGCCCAACCCAGGCGUCGCGGCUCCGCCACGAAGGCAACCGGCUGUACCAGGAACACAAGCCGGAGCAGGCGCUGGAGAAGUACUGUGAGGCGCUCGAUCUAGCUCCCAAUGACUACUUGCUCUAUAGCAACCGAUCUCAGAUCAAUUCUGUCUUGAAACGUCCUGAAGCUGCAUUGCACGAUGCUGACAUGGCCUGCAGACUCCAGCCAAAUUGGCUGAAGGGUCACAUGCGCAAAGGCCAAGCCUUAGCCAUCCUGGGAAAUAUGGAAGAAGCCCUCAGGGAGUUCCUGUUCUGUGUGGCUUUGGAUGAGAGGAACAGGACAGCCAGAUGUGAGGCUGCCAAGCUCCUGUUUAGCUUGUUCUCCCCCAUCCCUGGGAAUACCCAGGUGCGCUUGGCAAACAGCCUGCAGCUGGAUCCCUGCACCUUGAAACCAAAAAGCAUCACCGUGGCCUCCCAGACCUGUGGAGCCGGCGGCUCAGGUGACGACCCUCAGCUGCCAGGAUUGGUCCAGGAGAUAGAGAAAUGCCCCCCUGUUCAGGUGAAGACAGAGCCUCCUGACUACGAUGACAUGGACUGUGCAGAAGCGAAUAAAGGAAGGAAUUCCGAGGAGAGAGAAAAUAGACAGGCCCCAAUGUUCCAGGACGAUGAGGAAGUGAGACGAGCCCUGAUGAUGGAUCCCGAGGAGGAACAGGAGGAGGAAGAGGACAGAAAACUUCUGGAAUCCCUUUCCAGGGAGACGAGACAGGAUUCAGUGGAUCAUCUCCAGGAGGAGGAGAUUCCGGUUCUGAUGGCCCAGCCUGAAGAGAGACAGACUCCGGUGGUCCAGCGGCAGGAGCAGGAGAUCCAGGCCGUGGUCGUCCAGGGAGAGGAAGAAGAGAUCCGGGCCGUGGUGGUCCAGGGAGAGGAGGAAGAGAUCCGGGCCGUGGUGGUCCAUGGUGAGGAGGAAAUCCGGGCUAUGAUGACCCAACCUGAGGAGGAGAUCCGGGCUAUGAUGGUCCAGGUGAAGGAGGAAGAUAUCCAGAUUCCGGUGUUCCAGCCCAAGGAGGAGGAGAUAGAGAUUCCUAUAUUCCAGCCCAAGGAAGAGGAGCUAGACCUUCCAGAUUUCCAGAUCAAAGAGGAGCCCUUAGACUUUCCAGAUUUCCACCUUAAGGAAGAGCCGCUAGACAUCCCUGACUUCCAGUUUAAGCAGGAACCAGAGGACAUAGACUUUCCAGUGUUCCAGCUCAAAGAGGAGGACGAUGAUGACAUAGACUUUCCUGAGUUCCAGCUCAAGGAGGAGGUGGAGGAAAUCGACUUUCCCGAGUUCCAGCUCAAGGAGGAGGAGGAAGAAAUUGAUUUUCCCGAGUUCCAGCUCAAAGAGGAAGAGGAUUUAGAUUUUCCUGAGUUCCAGCUUAAGGAGGAGGAUGACGACGAUGACGAUGAUGAUUUGGACUUUCCAGAGUUCCGGCCCAAGGAGGAAGAUGAAGAUUUAGACUUUCCUGAUUUUCAGCCGAAAGAGGAGCCACUAGACCUUCCAGAUUUCCAGAUUAAAGAGGAGCCACUAGACAUUCCAGAUUUCCAGAUUAAACAGGAACCAGAGGAUGAGGAUGAGAUCCCAGUUCUGGUGGCCCAGCCCGAAUCAGAAGAGGAAGUACUGGCUCUCAUGGCCCAGCCUGAUGAGGAAGAGACACUGGCUCUGAUGGCCCGAGCUUUGGAGGAAAAGAGACAGGCCUCCAUGUGCCACCCUGAAGACACUCAGGCCUUUUUGUUCCAGCCCAAUGAGGGACAGGCCUUUUUGUUCCAGCCCAAUGAGGGACAGGCUUCCUUGUGCCAACCUGAAGAGGGACAGGCCUUUUUGUUCCAACCCAAUGAGGGACAGCCUUCCAUGUGCCAAGCGCAUGAGACACGGGCUUUCCUGUCCCAGCCUGAAGAGGGACAGGCUUCUGUGUCCCAUCUUGAAGAAAGACAGGCUUCCAUGUGCCAACCUGAAGAGACACACAUUUUCAUGUCCCUGUCUGAAGAGACACGGGCUUUCUUGUCCCUGCCCGAAGACACACGGGCUUUCCUGUCCCAGCCCGAAGACACGCGGGCCUUCCUGUCCCGGCCUGAAGACACGCAGGCCUUCCUGUCCCAGCCUGAAGACACGCGGGCCUUCCUGUCCCGGCCCGAAGACACACGGGCUUUCCUGUCCCGUCCCGAAGACACACGGGCUUUCCUUUCCCGACCCGAAGACACGCGGGCUUUCCUGUCCCAGCCUGAAGAGACAGGGGCUUUCCUGUCCCGGCCCGAAGACACACGGGCAUUCCUAUCUCAGCCUGAAGACACACGGGCAUUCCUGUCCCGGCCUGAAGACACACGGGCAUUCCUGUCCCGGCCUGAAGACACACGGGCAUUCCUGUCCCGGCCUGAAGAGACACAGGCAUUCCUGACCCGGCCCGAAGAUACACGGGCAUUUCUGUCUUUGCCCGAAGACACACGGGCUUUCCUGUCCCAGCCUGAAGAGACACGGGCAUUUCUGUCCCUGCCCGAAGACACACGGGCUUUCCUGUCCCGGCCCGAAGACACACGGGCUUUCCUGUCCCAGGCUGAAGAGACAGGGGCUUUCCUGUCCCGGCCCGAAGAGACACAGGCAUUCCUGUCCCUGCCCGAAGACACACGGGCUUUCCUGUCCCUGUCUGACGAGACAGGGGCUUUCAUGUUCCGGCCUGAAGAGACACAGGCUUUCAUGUUCCAGCCCGAAGAGACACGGGCAUUCCUCACCCGGCCUGAAGAGACACAGGCUUUCCUGUCCCGUCCUGAAGAGACACAGGCUUCCAUGUUCCGGCCUGAUGAGGGACAGGCAUCCAUGUCCCAGACCGAAGAGGGACUGGCUUCCAUGUUCCGGCCCGAUGAGGGACAGGCGUCCAUGUCCCAGACCGAAGAGGGACUGGCUUCCAUGUUCCGGUCCGAUGACGGACAGGCGUCCAUGUCCCAGACCGAAGAGGGACUGGCUUCCAUGUUCCGGUCCGAUGACGGACAGGCGUCCAUGUCCCAGACCGAAGAGGGACUGGCUUCCAUGUUCCGGCCCGAUGAGGGACAGGCGUCCAUGUCCCAGACCGAAGAGGGACUGGCUUCCAUGUUCCGGCCCGAUGAGGGACAGGCGUCCAUGUCCCAGACCGAAGAGGGACUGGCUUCCAUGUUCCGGCCCGAUGAGGGACAGGCGUCCAUGUCCCAGACCGAAGAGGGACUGGCUUCCAUGUUCCGGCCCGAUGAGGGACAGGCGUCCAUGUCCCAGACCGAAGAGGGACUGGCUUCCAUGUUCCGGUCCGAUGACGGACAGGCGUCCGUGUCCCAGACCGAAGAGGGACUGGCUUCCAUGUUCCGGUCCGAUGACGGACAGGCGUCCGUGUCCCAGACCGAAGAGGGACUGGCUUCCAUGUUCCGGUCCGAUGAGGGACAGGCGUCCGUGUCCCAGACCGAAGAGGGACUGGCUUCCAUGUUCCGGUCCGAUGACGGACAGGCGUCCGUGUCCCAGACCGAAGAGGGACUGGCUUCCAUGUUCCGGUCCGAUGACGGACAGGCGUCCGUGUCCCAGACCGAAGAGGGACUGGCUUCCAUGUUCCGGUCCGAUGACGGACAGGCGUCCGUGUCCCAGACCGAAGAGGGACUGGCUUCCAUGUUCCGGUCCGAUGACGGACAGGCGUCCGUGUCCCAGACCGAAGAGGGACUGGCUUCCAUGUUCCGGUCCGAUGACGGACAGGCGUCCGUGUCCCAGACCGAAGAGGGACUGGCUUCCAUGUUCCGGUCCGAUGACGGACAGGCGUCCGUGUCCCAGACCGAAGAGGGACUGGCUUCCAUGUUCCGGUCCGAUGACGGACAGGCGUCCGUGUCCCAGACCGAAGAGGGACUGGCUUCCAUGUUCCGGUCCGAUGAGGGACAGGCGUCCGUGUCCCAGACCGAAGAGGGACUGGCUUCCAUGUUCCGGUCCGAUGAGGGACAGGCGUCCGUGUCCCAGACCGAAGAGGGACUGGCUUCCAUGUUCCGGUCUGAUGAGGGACAGGCUUUCCUGUCCCGGCCUGAAGAGACACAGGCUUCCAUGUUCCAGCUUGAUGAGGGACAGGCGUCCAUGUCCCAGACCGAAGAGGGACUGGCUUCCAUGUUCCGGCCCGAUGAGGGACAGGUGUCCAUGUCCCAGACUGGAGAGGGACUGGCUUUUAUGUUCCGGCCUGAUGAGGGACAGGCUUUUAUGUUCCAGCCCGAUGAGGGACAGGCAUCCACGUCCCAGACUGAAGAGGGACUGGCUUUUAUGUUCCAGUCUGAUCAGGAAGAAGUUUCUAUGUUCCAUCCAGGGAAGAAACAGGCUUCAGUAUCCCAGACCAGAAAGAGACAAGAGUCUUCAUCUCAGACCAGAAGGAGACAGGCUAUGAUAUCCCAGGCCAGAAGGAGACAGGUUUCUUCAUCCCAACUCAAAAAGAGACAGAUUUCCUUAUCCCAGCUUGGGAAGAAACAGGUUUCUUUAACCCAGUCCAAAAAGAGACAGGCUUGGGUAGCCCAGGCUAAAGAGAAGAAACAGGUGCGAGUGGUCCAGGCCAAGAAGAGAAAGAUUGCCUUAGUUCAGCUGAAGGAUAAAAAGAAACAGACUCUAGUGACCUAUCCCAAGACAAAGAAACAGAUUUCACUGACCCAGUCCAAGAAAAGGAGACAGACUGUAGUGAACCAGGCCAGGAAGAGGUUAGAGUGGGCGGUCCAAGCCAAGAGGAAGGCAAGUCAAGUGGUUCACGCCAGGAGGAGACAGAUUCUGGACGCCCACGCCAGGAGGAGACAGAUUCUGGACGCCCACGCCAAUAAGAGACAGAGUCCAGGGGCCCAGGGCAAGGAGGAUGAAGACAACAAACAUCCCCAAAAACGUCAACUGCCAAGACGGAAACGCAGCCCAUCAGAGUCCUUAGACCCUGAAGUACCAUGCAAGGUUCCCAAGAAAGAAUCAAAUGACUCCCGGGAUGGGGAUCCUGCUUCUAAUGUUCCCUUCGAAUCUUUUGACCCAACUGAUCUGGACUGCCCGCUCUGUAUGAGGCUGUUCUAUGAGCCUGUCACCACCCCCUGUGGACACACCUUCUGCAUGAAAUGUCUUGAAAGAAGCUUGGAUCACAACCCCAAGUGUCCCCUAUGCAAAGAAAGCCUUGCAGAGUGUGUGUCUGUGAGGAAAUGUAGCAAAAAUUUCCUGAUGGAGGCUGUCAUAGCCAAGUAUCUGCCUGAUGACCUCAGUGAACGCAGAAGGAUCUUCGAGGAGGAAAUGGCAGAACUCUCGAACAGCCUGAGUAAGAAUGUGCCUAUAUUUGUGUGCACCAUGGCCUACCCCACUGUGCCAUGCCCCCUCCACAUCUUCGAACCCUGCUACCGCCUUAUGAUUCGAAGAUGCAUGGAGACUGGCAGCAAGCAUUUCGGCAUGUGCAUUGGCGACUCCUCCAGAGGGUUUGCAGAAUAUGGUUGCUUACUGGAGAUAAGAAAUGUUGAGUUCUUUCCUGAUGGUCGCUCCGUGGUGGACAGCAUUGGUAAGAGGAGGUUUAAGGUGCUCCGGCAGAGCCAGAGAGAUGGCUACAACACAGCCGACAUCGAAUAUGUUGAGGAUCACAAGGUUGAAGGGGAAGAGUAUGUCAGGUUGCAAAACCUGCACAGUUCUGUCUAUGAUCAGUCACUUGGCUGGUUCAAUUCGCUCAAACAAGCGCUCCGGAGCCGCAUUCUGGGCCACUUCGGUCCCAUGCCACCAAAAGAUCUUGAUCCACAGGUCAACCCCAAUGGCCCCUCUUGGUGCUGGUGGAUCCUGGCAGUCCUUCCACUUGAAAGUCGAGCUCAGCUUCCUUUCUUGUCCAUGAAGUCCCUGAGGAACCGCUUGAAUGGCAUUCAGCGUGUCCUGACAUACUUGGCCCUCAACCAAAACCCAAACCAAGUUGAAGUCCACAUCCCACUUGAAGAUGAAGACCAAGAUCCAAUGGAAGGGACAAGCCAGUAUCUAAUGGAAAGCUCAAGCCGCUAUCUAAUGGAAAGGGCAAGCCGCUAUCUAAUGGAAAGGGCAAGCCAAUAUCUAAUGAUGGGGCCAAGCCAAGACCCAAUGGAAGGGCCAAGCCAAAAUCCAAUGGAAUGGUCAAGCCAAGACCCAAUGGAAGGGCCAAGCGAAGAAGCAAUGGAAGGCCCAAGCCAAGCUCCAGUGGAAAGGUCAAACCAAGAUCCAGUGGAAGGGCCAAGCCCAGGCCCAGUGGAAGGGCCAAGUCCAGCUCCAGUUGAAGGGCCAAGCCAAGAGCCAAUGGAUGGGCCAUGCCCAGCUCCAUUGGAAGGGCCAAGAAAAAGCCCAGGGAAAAGUUCAAGCCAAACUCCAGUGGCAGGGCCAAACCAGGGCCAAGACCAAGGCCCAGUGGCAGGGCCAAGCCAAGACCCAAUGGAAGGGCCAAGCCAAGGUCCAGUGGCAGGGCCAAGCCACGGCCCAAUGGCAGGGCCAAGCCACGGCCCAGCGGCAGGGCCAAGCCACGGCCCAGCAGCAGGGCCAAGCCAAGCUCCAGGGAAAGGGCCACGCCAAACUCCAGUGAAAGGGUCACGCCAAGCUCCAGCGAAAAAGCCAAGCCAGGCUCCAGUGGAAGGGCCACGCCAAGCUCCAGCAGAAGGGCCAAGCCAGGCUCCAGUGGAAGGGCCACGCCAAGCUCCAGUGGAAGGGCCAAGCCAGGCUCCAGUGGAAGGGCCACGCCAAGCUCCAGUGGAAGGGCCAAGCCAGGCUCCAGUGGAAGGGCCACGCCAAGCUCCAGUGGAAGGGCCACGCCAAGCUCCAGUGGAAGGGCCAAGCCAAGCUCCAGUGGAAGGGCCAAGCCAGGCUCCAGUGGAAGGGCCACGCCAAGCUCCAGUGGAAGGGCCACGCCAAGCUCCAGUGGAAGGGCCAAGCCAAGCUCCAGUGGAAGGGCCAAGCCAGGCUCCAGUGGAAGGGCCACGCCAAGCUCCAGUGGAAGGGCCAAGCCAAGCUCCAGUGGAAGGGCCAAGCCAAGCUCCAGUGGAAGGGCCAAAUCAAGCUCCAGUGGAAGGGCCACGCCAAGCUCCUGUGGAAGGGCCAAACCAAGCUCCAGUGGAAGGGCCACGCCAAGCUCCAGUGGAAGGGCCAAACCAAGCUCCAGUGGAAGGGCCACGCCAAGCUCCAGUGGAAGGGCCAAACCAAGCUCCAGUGGAAGGGCCAAACCAAGCUCCAGUGGAAGGGCCAAAUCAAAUUCCAGUGGAAGGGCCAAGCCAAGCUCCAGUGGAAGGGCCACGCCAAGCUCCAGUGGAAGGGCCAAACCAAGCUCCAGUGGAAGGGCCACGCCAAGCUCCAGUGGAAGGGCCAAACCAAGCUCCAGUGCAAGGGCCAAAUCAAGCUCCAGUGGAAGGGCCACGCCAAGUUCCAGUGGAAGGGCCAAGCCAAGCUCCAGUGGAAGGGCCAAACCAAGCUCCAGUGGAAGGGCCAAAUCAAGCUCCAGUGGAAGGGCCACGUCAAGCAGGGCCACGCCAAGCUCCAGUGGAAGGGCCAAAUCAAGCUCCAGUGGAAGGGCCAAACCAGGGCCAAGACCCAGGCCCAAGCCAAGCUCCACUGGAGGGGCCAAGCCAAGCUCCAGUGGAAGGGUCAAACCAGGGCCAAGCCCAAGGCCCAAGUGAAGCCCAAGAUCAGGGCAAGUGAAACCCAAGAGAUGAAGAGAAAGGAAGGGGCUCUGCUCUGCUCUGCUUUCCCUUCCCAGUUGGUGGGGGGCGGGGAGGGGGGGGGAAACUUCUUGUCACUGUCUUUAAUCGCAAUACUGUCUUAAUGGGUGGUCAUUAUUAACCUCAGGGGGAGUGUUGAGCAGGAUGUCCUAAAUAACACCUGCUUAAGGGUUUACUCCAUUUGGAAAACCCUCAUUCCUGCCUCUCCCCCCCCUCCAUCUUCUCUCUUCUCUCUUUCUAUCUGCAAUUGUUGACAUGCUGCAUUGCUAAAUGAAUGGCCUAGGUGUUGUUCUAGAGCACACAGUGAUAUUGUUUGCCUUCAAAAGUUCAGAAAAUAGCAUUUACAUUUCCAAAAGAAUGUUUGGUCUUUACUGUGAAACAAUUGAUGUUGAUGAAUUUAUUUUGUUGACUCAUGUUUGGUCUUACUCCAAAUGCUUCUGGUUGGAUUCAGCUAAUGUUCACUACUUCAUUCUGUUUGAAUAAUUUAUUUUCGCA